Molecule: messenger RNA, 2360 nt
Organism: Podospora pseudopauciseta
Lineage: Eukaryota; Fungi; Ascomycota; Sordariomycetes; Sordariales; Podosporaceae
Exons: 4
Coding region: 539-2089 (516 amino acids)
Biological process (GO): carbohydrate transport; transmembrane transport
Cellular component (GO): membrane
Molecular function (GO): carbohydrate:proton symporter activity
Source: RefSeq, a predicted model, not a curated record
CUCCUCUUCCCCAGAUUCUGCUGUCCAGCAUCCAAGCUGGGGUACGAGGGCAAGGGUCAUGGUUACAAUUUAGUCCAGCCAAGUUGGCUCCGGUCCAUUGGCCGCUCGUCUUGUGACCCCGACCGCUCUGCCAUAACUGCAGUGGUUGGGGUCGGCACUUGGGAUUCUGAUGUUCACGGUAGGGGUAUCAACGCCCAUCCGGGGUUGCAGACAGAAAUAUAUUAAAUGGGACUUUUACCUUCCGAACCUGCCACCCAUCCCGCCAACAACUCUGCUAUCAUCUGCAUCCUUAGCUCUGUUCUUUUUACUUGCUGGCUGCAGUGAGGCAUAAGACAGGGGUAUCUGUAGAGAUACACGGGGUCUUUCUUGGUUCAAUCUCUUGUCUCUGCAAACGUGGCAUAGAUCAGCUUCCUUCCUUUUAGCCAUUGCUACCGACUCUUUUAUCUGAAAGCCUCAUUCCGUCCUCUACUCCUUCAAGUCUUACUUGGCACCUUCUCGACAUCUUCCUUUCUGACCUCGAUCCAGUCACGACAACAAGAUGCCGUCUCCAGGAGAAGAAACAUGGAAGGAUCACUGGAAGUGCUUCGUGGCAUGUGGUAUCAUUGUACUCUCGCCAUUCCAGUAUGGCGUGGACUUUGGUCUCAUCGGUGGUCUGCAGGCCAUGGUUGGCUUCCUCAAGAUCUACGGUCAUCCAGCCCCUGACACCGCCAUCGGAUGGAACCUCGAUACGACAAGACAGCAAUUGAUAUCGAGUCUCAUGACCCUUGGCGCCUUCAUCUCGUCCGGAACGGCAGGCAUCGUGGCCACGUACGUGAGCAGAAGGCAGUGUCUCUGGGCUGCUUGCGCUCUGUGCUGCGUCAGCAACGUGAUCAUGAUGGCUACUGAGGACAUUGGCGCGCUCUAUGCUGGCCGGUUCCUCAUUGGGUUGGCCAAUGGAUAUUUCAUGACCUUCAGCCAGCUGUAUAUCCAGGAAUCGAGUCCUGCCAGAUACAGAGGUUGGUUCUUGACCGCCUUCCAAUUCUUCACUUCCUUUGGCACUCUGAUCGGCACCAUCAUCGACUGGGCCACCGCUAAGCGCCCCGACAAGUCCGCCUACUUGAUUCCCCUCGGCAUGAUCUACAUCAUCCCUGUCAUCAUGACCGUCGCCCUCUUCUUCAUUCCCGAGUCCCCCCGCUGGCUCAUUCUCCAAGGCGACUACGAGAAGGGUGUCAAGGCUCUCCGGUGGUUGCGUCCCGUUGGCGCCGAUGUCGAUGCCGAGGGUGCCGAAAUCAAAGCCGCCAUCGACAGGGAGAAGGAUCUCAGCAGCAGCAUCAGCGUCAUGGACAUGUUCAAGAACCCCAUCGACAGAAGACGCACCGGUCUCGCCGUUGGUGCUGUCCUUUUGCAAGCCGCCUCCGGUUCCAUGUUCGUCAUCGCCUACAAGGCCUACUUCCUCGCCAUGUCCAAGGUCUCGGACCCGUUCGCUAUGAGCAACGUCCUCUCCGCCAUGGGCAUCCUCGCCAUCUUCUUCAACAGCUUGAUCGUCGUCCGCUGGGGCAGACGCCGCGUCGUUCUCACCACCGGUCUGGCCAUCUGCGGUAUCCUCCAGCUGAUCAUCGCUGUUGUCUACCAUAUCUUGGGCGCAACCAAUACCACCGGAAUCGUCCUGGUAGCCCUGACCUGCGUCUACAUGAUGACCUACAACGGCAUGAUCUCCACCUACGCCUGGCUCGCAGGCGGAGAGAUCCCCUCUCAGCGUCUCAGAAGCUACACUUUCGGUCUCGCCGCGGCCGUUGGUUUCUUCGGCGCCUGGCUCACAACUUUUACAGCGCCAUAUUUCAUCAAUCCUGCCUCUCUUGCGUGGGGUCCCAAGUAUGGCUUCAUCUGGUUCCCCAGCUGCAUCAUCGGUGUGCUCUGGGUUCUGUUCUUCUUGCCCGAGACCAAGGGCCGCACCCUCGAGGAGAUUGACGAGAUGUUUGAGGCCAAGCUGCCUGCGCGCAAGUUCAGACACCACAUCUGUGUUGGCCAUGUGAAUACUGCCGAGAAAAUUGAUGAUCGCGCUUCGGAAAAGACACCCACCGAGGUUCAACAUGCCGAAGUGAAGGAUUAAAUCGUUUCCUUGUUUUGCCGUCUAUAGAAUUGAGGAUCAAUUGUCUUAGAUACAGACAAGGCGUUUGGGAGGUUGAAUGCGAUGAGUAAUGUGGAAGAAAGUUGUGUCUAGAUAAAACAUAGAGAUGCAACUGGAAGCCAAGUCUCUAUCACAUAUUUUCAUCUGCCGUGGCUUCUGCAUUGGUAUUGGUUCCAUAAGGGGGCAUUUUACAUGACAGAUACUGGGCCAGCUUUAUGACAGAGGAUCUGACCAUCGCAAUAUCAAAUGCAAC